This is a messenger RNA of Rhodofomes roseus, 839 nucleotides long. Its product is annotated as cytosolic large ribosomal subunit protein. The transcript has 5 exons. The coding region runs from base 99 to 641 and encodes 180 amino acids. The record is from RefSeq and is a predicted model, not a curated record. Lineage: Eukaryota; Fungi; Basidiomycota; Agaricomycetes; Polyporales; Fomitopsidaceae. Gene Ontology annotation, biological process: ribosomal large subunit biogenesis; ribosome assembly. Gene Ontology annotation, molecular function: RNA binding. Gene Ontology annotation, cellular component: nucleus; preribosome, large subunit precursor; nucleolus.
UUUUCUUCUGCAGCCAGGUACUCUUGCCCGGGCCUUGACCAUUGUUCCAACCCCCAGCGCAUACUCUGCUGACUGGAUCUGUACCUUCUUUGUUCAUCAUGCGGCCGUUGACCGAAGAAGAGAGCAAGGCUGUCUUCACGAAGCUGGCGAACUACGUCGGCAAAAACCUUGUUCAUCUCGUCGACAGGCCAGAUGAGCCGUAUUGCUUCAGACUGCAAAAGGAUCGCGUCUUCUAUGUGUCGGAGUCCUCCAUGCGACUGGGCAUAUCUGUGGCUCGUCCAAAUCUCGUCAGCCUUGGGACAUGUUUUGGAAAAUUCUCAAGGAGUGGGAAGUUCAAGCUUCACAUCACUGCUUUGGACUACUUGGCGCAGUAUGCCAAAUACAAGGUCUGGAUCAAACCGAAUGGAGAGAUGCCAUUCUUAUACGGCAACCAUGUGCUGAAGGCGCACCUUGGAAGAAUCACGGAGGAUACGCCCGAGCACCAGGGAGUUGUCGUGUUCAGCAUGAACGACAUACCAUUAGGGUUUGGUGUCACGGCGCGCUCUACUAUUGAUACCCGUAAAUUAGACCCAACGGCAAUUAUUGUAUUCCACCAAGCGGAUGUUGGUGAAUACCUUCGUGAUGAAGAGACAUUGUUCUGAGACUCUACGUCUUACAUGUCUUUCCACUGGUCUUUCAUUAAGAGGCCAGAGUCAUUCUCUAUUCCGCGUAAUGAAGUGCUCGGCCGGUUAUAGGGACGCCAAAAGUACACCUCGUAUCUGUUCGCAUGGGACUUGUCGUUGCUUGUAUCAUAUGGGGUAUUUCACGCAUGUAGAACAAUGUACAACAUUUGCGUGGUA